Sitodiplosis mosellana (orange wheat blossom midge) is the source of this 402-nucleotide messenger RNA. RefSeq lists its product as uncharacterized. The record is from RefSeq and is a predicted model, not a curated record. Gene Ontology annotation, biological process: SCF-dependent proteasomal ubiquitin-dependent protein catabolic process. Gene Ontology annotation, cellular component: nucleus; cytoplasm. NCBI's taxonomy places the organism in Eukaryota, Metazoa, Arthropoda, Insecta, Diptera, Cecidomyiidae. The coding region runs from base 1 to 402 and encodes 133 amino acids. The transcript has a single exon. Gene Ontology annotation, molecular function: cullin family protein binding.
AUGGAUUCGAUUACGUUGCAAUCGUGCGAUGGUAAAAAUUUCGAGAUUGAUCGUGAUGCGGUGAAGUAUAUCGGUAUGAUAAAUGAUAUGCUACAAAAUGUGGGUGAGGAUGGUCUGGAUAACGAAGCAAUCAAAAUACCACAAGUCGAUUCGAUCAUGUUGGAUAGAGUGCUGAAAUGGGCUGCCUAUCGUAAAAACGAAGACCAAACCAAGGUAAAGGACGUGAAUUUUGAAAGAGACUUCAUCAAGGAAAACAAUGUCCAUUUGUUUGAACUCAUCAACAUUGCUAAUUACUUGGACUUCAGCGACAUGCUCCAUUCUCUUUGCCGGAGUGUAGCCCUGAAAGUGAAAAAUAAAUCCACCGCCGAAAUUCGUCGAGAGUUUGGCAUCACCGAAAUGUAA